AUGAGUUAUGAAGAAGGAGGAAGAGCAAGACGACAAUCGACGCCCGACCUAAAGUGGGAAGAUCAAGGAGAUAUAUCUAAUAAGGAUGAUGAUGAAUGGGUUGAGAAUGAAAUCGAGGAAAUGGAAGAAAUGGAAGAAAUGGAUGACGAGGAUGAACCAGAGAGAUACGAGGUUGAAAGUGUAAUGUCACGAAAAAUUGAGGAAGGAAAGGAAAAGUUCUUAGUUAAAUGGAAGGGAUACACAAAACCCACCUGGGAACCCCGAGAAAAUCUUGAUAGCUGCGAGCAGUCACUAGAAGUCUUUUACAAGGUGGCCGAGGAUACCGAUUUGGUGACAGAACCAAUUUCUACGCCGAUUGGACCGCCCACAGAUGAUGAUUUCAAGCAAAAAUUGCGAGAUGCUUAUGAAUUCAGCUUACACCUGGACAUGGAACUAUACGAUAGGCUGAUUCUCAAGCGAGGGGUUAAAGAUAGCGGGGAUAUAGGUCCCAAGAUAGAAACUGUCCCUAUUGUUAUUACGCCAUCAGGCAGACAGAAUAGUAUAUCUAGGAAUUAA
Acaulospora morrowiae is the source of this 555-nucleotide messenger RNA. Lineage: Eukaryota; Fungi; Glomeromycota; Glomeromycetes; Diversisporales; Acaulosporaceae. The record is from the annotation of a GenBank genome assembly.